AUGGGGGCCCCCCGAAGGGGGGCCUCCCAAAGCAGCCUUUUAAGGGGCCCUCUCAAGAGGGCCCCCCAUGGGGGCCCCUCCAGGGGCCUCCAAAGGGGGCCCCUUCUAAAGGCUGUAGCCCAAAAGCCUCUCAAAGUCCCUGCUGCGGUGCCCUGCAGCAGCAGCAGCAGCAGCAGCAGCAGCAGUGGUUGUUUUGCGGGCGCACGAGCAGCAGCAGCAGCAGCAGCAGCAGCAGGAGCAGCAGCAGCAGUGGUUGUUUUGCGGGCGCACGAGCAGCAGCAGCAGCAGCAGCAGCAGGCGCAGCAGCAGCAGCAGCAUGUGCAGCAGCAGCAGCUGCUGCUCUGCAAAGAAACAGACGUUAACCAUGGCAGUAGCAGCAGCAGCAGCGACAACAAGACAAAAGCAGCAGCAGCAGCAGCAGCAGCGACAACAAGACAUAAACAGCAGCAGCAGCAGCAGCAGCGACAACAAGACAAAAGCAGCAGCAGCAGCAGCAGCAGCAGGAUCCUGCUUGGCUGCUGCUGCAACGAAAAAGCAGCAAAAACGCAGCAGCAGCGGCCUCGCCAGCAGCAGCAGCAGCAGCAGCAACAGACAGCCAGCAGCAGCGCGCAGCAGCAGCAGCUGUCGAGGUACAAACAGGUAAAGCACGUGCAGAAGAAGCAGCAGCAGCAACAGGUGCACCGGCAGCAGCAGCAGCAGUUGCAGCAGCAGCAGCAGACGGUGCCAGAGCAACAGCAGCUGCAGCAGCAGCUGCUGCAGCACCGGCGGCCGCGGCAGCAGCUCCAGCAACAGCAGCCGCAGCCACAGCAGCAACAGCAGACGCAGCAGCAGGUGGGGCGUCUGGCGCAGCAGCACCAACCACAGCAGCAGCAACAGCAGCAGCAGCAGCAGCAGCAGCAGCAGCAGCAGGACCUGCAGCAAAAAGGCUUUUUUUGUUUCUAA
Molecule: messenger RNA, 942 nt
Organism: Eimeria necatrix
Lineage: Eukaryota; Apicomplexa; Conoidasida; Eucoccidiorida; Eimeriidae
Exons: 3
Coding region: 1-942 (313 amino acids)
Source: RefSeq, a predicted model, not a curated record